AGCCGGGAACUUAAACCGACUUUUACAGCUUUAGGGUUUUGCAGGCCACCCGGCCCCCUCCGAUCAGUUGCUUCGUCCGUCAAUCGUCAUCGCUUACACGCUUCUUACCCCAUUGCUGCCCUUCUCGGGCCUUCCAAUCUCCUCCCAUGGCAUCGCUCCCCUCCGAGAGCUUUGGCAUCGUCACGAUCGGUGGCAAGGGUUCCUCCCUCUCUCCCGCCGCCGUCUAUGCCGUCUGCCGCCGCCUUUCAAAGGUAACCAUCGACUCCUCCGCCCUCGAGAAGCUAUCCCAAUCGAAGAAGCCAUCUCCGCCACCCCGAAACGAGCCUCCUUCAAACCCUAGAUUCCUAGCCCCGGAGGAGUCGCUCGCGGCCCUCGCCAUUCUCCUCAACAAGCUAGUGCUCUCCGACGCCGCCAUCCGGCCCACCCUCCCCGUCCUAAUCGAAGAAACCCUAAACCUGGCAUCCAGCCCCGAAAUCCUAGAUUUCGGCUCGCCGGUCAGGUUUCUGGAUUCGCUAUCCCGGUUGAACGGGAAGAAUCUAGACGAUAUCGGAGUCGGGGAAAAGGAAACCGGUGUCUUUGAGGGCUCUUGCGCUGCUUCGAUUGGAAUCUGUGCCAUAUUGGACUGCUGCUCGUCGGCUCUGGUGAAGGUGUCUGAUGCUGUGGCGGCCUUGUCUUGUGAGGCUGCUAGGGCUGAUGUCACUGCGUUCGAUUUGCCAGUAUCUGGCGAUGGUUUCUCCAUUAAAGCUGAGAUGGAUGUAGCUGGCGACAUGAAAGUGUUGCUGUUUGGGUCGAAGCUUGUAGGGCAGAAUGAUUCAGGACCCUUCGCUGAGAUCCCGGCCAUCCAUGGUAGCUUCAGGGAAGCUGUAAGGUCACUGCAUGGAAGAAUCCGGGUUGAGUUGAACUCCGGUGUUAAGGUCAAGAAGGCAAUGAAUGCUGGAAAUUAUGGAAAAGAGAAAGCUUUGAUUACUUCGGUUUUGCCGUUGGCAGUAUCUAUUCAGUCGAUGAGCGAGUGUAGCUUGGGUAGAUCAAAAUUGACUAUUGAAUCAAUUAGUGAUGAUGAUCUAAGGUCAAAGGUGGCUGAAGUUUUUGAGAAUGUUCGCCCUAGUUCUGAUUGGCUGAGAGAGCAGUUCCAAUCCAUUACAGAAAAAGCUGCUUCUGGAUUGGAUUAUGUUGGGGUUUUUCAUCAUGUAUAUGAGUUUUUGGUUAAAUUUAGGGAGGUUCUUGCUUGGGAGGCGGCAUUGGUGUUGUUUGCAAUUGAAAGGGAUGAUGAUUCAAUUGAGAAAAAACAAAAUUGUUGUUCGACCAGCAUCAAGCCAGAUGGAGAAACUGCAAAGGGUGAGAAGAAGAGGGAGAAGAAAAAGAAGACCUCAGGGAAGGGAACUUCUGUUAUAAGGCAGCUCCUUAAAGACCGAAUUAUGGAUAAGAAUGAGAUAGUCACUGAAGAUGUUAAGAUUCUGGUUGAGUGGGCACAAGAGCUUUCUUUGUGUUUUGAUCCCAAGGAUGCUGGUCUCGACACCUUGCUUGCAAAGGUGAAGGAAAUAAUUGAGAGCAAUGAAGUCAGAAGGCUUCCUAAAAUUCCAAAGGGCACUCGUGAUUUUGGAAAAGAGCAAAUGGCCAUACGAGAACGUGCAUUUUCAAUUAUCACAAGUGUUUUUAAGAUGCAUGGAGCAGUGGCCCUUGACACACCUGUCUUUGAAUUGCGAGAGACUCUCAUGGGAAAAUAUGGGGAAGAUUCAAAGUUGAUUUAUGACCUUGCUGACCAGGGUGGUGAGCUUUGCUCUUUGAGAUAUGAUCUGACAGUCCCCUUUGCCCGAUAUCUGGCCAUGAAUAAUAUUAGUGCAUUAAAAAGGUAUCAGAUAGCUAAGGUAUAUCGAAGAGAUAACCCAUCAAAGGGGAGGUAUCGUGAAUUCUACCAAUGCGACUUUGAUAUUGCUGGCCACUAUGAGCCAAUGGAACCUGAUUUUGAGGUUAUUAGAGUUUUGACUGAGCUGUUGGAUCAGUUAGAUAUUGGCACCUAUGAGAUAAAGCUGAAUCAUCGAAAGUUAUUGGACGGAAUGCUUGAAAUUUGUGGUGUAUCUUCUGAAAAAUUCAGAACAGUUUGCUCAAGUAUUGAUAAAUUGGACAAACAAUCAUUUGAACAGAUAAAAAAGGAACUGGUGGAAGAGAAAGGUUUAGCUCUUGAAACGGCAGAGAAGAUUGGCACUUUUGUGAAGAAAAGAGGGCCACCACUUGAAAUAUUGUCAGAACUGAAGAAAGAUGGCAGCCAGUUUUUGGAGAAUAGUGGGGCUGUCCUUGCAUUAAAUGAAUUGGAGAUUUUAUUUAAAGCUCUUGAAAAAUCAAAGUGCCUGGAACAAGUGGCUUUUGACCUGAGUCUUGCCAGAGGCCUUGAUUAUUAUACUGGAGUUAUAUAUGAAGCAGUUUUUAAAGGUGCUACACAGGUUGGUUCAAUUGCUGCUGGGGGCCGAUACGACAACCUGGUGGGGAUGUUUAGUGGAAAGCAGGUCCCUGCAGUUGGUGUCAGCCUUGGGAUUGAAAGAGUCUUUACAAUAAUGGAGCAACUUGAAAGAGACAGAAACCAGGUGAUUCGUGCUACUGAGACACAGGUUUUGGUGGCCAUUCUGGGGAAGGAUCUCAUCUUGGCUGCAGACCUAGUGAGUGAACUAUGGAAUGCCAAAAUAAAAGCAGAAUUUGGUCUCACCAAAAGGGUGAUGAAUCAUAUUAAUCGUGCGAAGCAAUCUGGCAUCCCAUGGCUGGUGAUUGUGGGUGAAUCAGAACUAAACAAGGGUGUUGUUAAAUUGAAGAACAUUGAAGCCAACCAAGAGGAGGAGAUUCCAAGAGAAAAAAUUGUUGACGAGCUUCAGAGAAGGCUCGACGCUAUCUAAAAAGUGCAAGCAAUAUCAUACAAUCAAGUUCUAAAGGACUGAAUAUAUACUCACUUUAUGCAUGGAUGAUCCAACUUGACUCUAUAUAACAACACCAAGAGGAAAGGACAUGACUGAAUUCAAGCAGGCUGGUGUCAUGGCAGAGCGAAAGCUUUAACCUUGGCAAACCUAUGGGUUGGUAGCUGACAGACAAAUUGGUUCAAUAGUUAGCUGGUCAUUGCAUCCUGAGCUUGAGAUGUCUAAAUUGCUUUUUAUGCAGGAAUCAGAUUUCUAUUUCAUAUUAGUGGCUGGUUCUAUUUUCCAAUUUCAUCAUUCAUUGUACCUUUUUGGGUUUUGCCCUUGUAUGGGUAGCAUCAGUCAUCUCUUUUCUUUUUAUCGUCAACCAGGUAACAGGCAUUUAAAGGUACAAAUUUUCAUUUAUCUGGAAUGAAGUUUCUAUUAGAGCUAACAGUGACAUUUAUUC
Messenger RNA from Phoenix dactylifera (date palm), 3345 nucleotides. RefSeq names its product Class II aaRS and biotin synthetases superfamily protein. The record is from RefSeq and is a predicted model, not a curated record. Gene Ontology annotation, molecular function: histidine-tRNA ligase activity; ATP binding; RNA binding. NCBI's taxonomy places the organism in Eukaryota, Viridiplantae, Streptophyta, Magnoliopsida, Arecales, Arecaceae. Gene Ontology annotation, biological process: mitochondrial translation; histidyl-tRNA aminoacylation. Gene Ontology annotation, cellular component: mitochondrion; cytosol.